AUGUCGAGGAACGGCAGCAAGCGGGUGACCUUCAGCCCCGACGCCUCCACGAGGCCCGCCGCCACGCCCCGGGCGGAGCGGAGCUUGGCGAAUAUGCGUGCCCCUCCCAAGGGCUUCCGCCGCCGGCUGUGCCGCAACUUACCGGGGGCGAGGUUCUUCAAGCGCGCCGGUGAGAACGCCGCGAGAGCGCUGUGCUUCAUCCCCGGCCGGCGCAGGGGAGGAGGAGCCAAGGUUUCCCCCCGGGGCUUUCCCGGCCGGCUCCACCCUUCCUCCCCUCAAGAAGAAUCGCACACCGCCGAGGCCAUCGAGGACUGCAUCAGGUUCAUCAACUCUUCCUCCACCCGGAAGCCAUAG
Spirodela intermedia is the source of this 354-nucleotide messenger RNA. NCBI's taxonomy places the organism in Eukaryota, Viridiplantae, Streptophyta, Magnoliopsida, Alismatales, Araceae. The record is from the annotation of a GenBank genome assembly.